CAUAUGCAUGAACGCCCGGUGGGGCGGGCCCUGGGGAGGGCUGAGCGGAAUAAAAUACCCCCCCCCGCACCCCUCACCACCCCCCCCGUUACGCUGCCUUGCUCUGGUCACCAUCAGCUGCGGAGCCGGUGCUGGGGCAGCAUCUCCCGGGUGUAGCUACGUAUCCAGCGCGCCCCCCCACCCCGCCGCCGCCAGCCCCCCAGCUCCUUCCUCCGCCAGGGGAUCUAGGGUUCCUUGCUCCAGCCCCCCCCCAGUUCUGCAUCCCCCCCCCACCACCACCAUGGCUAUCGAGAAGGAGAAGAAAACCUGCGGGCAAGUCAUGGCGGAGUGGCGAGAAGCCAUCUGGAACCCGCGCACCCGCCAAUUUAUGGGGCGCACCGGUAGCAGUUGGGCCAUGAUCCUGUUCUUCUACCUGGUCUUCUACGGCUUUCUCACGGCACUCUUCACGCUCACCAUGUGGGUCAUGCUGCAGACGGUGGACCCCUAUAUCCCCAAGUACCAGGACCGCCUCUCCGUGCCUGGGAUGAUGAUCCGCCCCAAAACAGAUGCCCUGGACGUGACUUUUAACGUCAGCAACACUGAGACCUGGGACCAUCACGUCAAGAUGCUGAAUGACUUCCUGGAGCCCUACAACGACUCCAUCCAGGUGGCCACCAACGAUGCUUGCCGCCCGGGCCGCUACAACGAGCAGCCGGACAAUGGGGUGCUGAAUUACCCCAAGCGGGCCUGCCAGUUCAACCGCACGGCGCUGGGCGCCUGCUCCGGGCUGAACGACCCCACCCACUACGGCUACGCUGACGGCCGGCCCUGCAUCCUCAUCAAGAUGAACCGGGUCAUCAACUUCUUUGCGGGGGCCAACCAGACCAUGAACGUCACCUGUGCUGCGAAGAAAGAGGAGGACGCGCAGAAGCUGGGGGAGAUGGUCAUGUUCCCCCCGAAUGGUCACAUCGACCUCAUGUACUUCCCCUACUAUGGCAAGAAAGUCCAUGUGAACUACACCCAGCCCAUCGUGGCCGUCAAGUUCCUGAGCCUGGAGGUCAACAUGGACCACAACGUGGAGUGUAAAAUCAACGCGGUGAACAUCGCCACCACCGACGAGCGGGACAAGUUCGCCGGCCGCGUGGCCUUCAAGAUCCGGGUCAACAGGGACUGAGCCCCACCUCCCCUCCCUUCCCCCCCCCCACUUUCCUGGGGCUCCACCCCCAAAUGGGCAGGGCUUAAUGGAGGAGGAGGAGCCAAUUUCAUAAGGGGAGGCGCCCCGGUACAUCCUGGGCGGGGCUUGAUGGAGGAGUAGGAGGAGCCUAUUUCAUUGUAGGGGGGGGAACCCCCUGGGAUUUUAUUUUAUUUUGGGGUGGGGGGGUUGCUCUUGAAAUCGUCCUGCUGAAAAUCCUAGGAUGACUAACCUGGCUCUUAGACUGUUUUAGUGACCUUCCCCGUGGUGCACCCCACCCCUCAGUUCUGCCCCCCACCCCGAAACGUGCUGAUUACACUGAAGGGUCUGGUACCACCCUGCACCCCCGCACCCCCAAACCUUUGGAAUGCUACGUCGCUUUGAUCUCUUCUAAUGCCCCUUCUCCCCCCUUUUUUGGGGGGGGCCGCUCAGAGCCUGUGACACCCCCCCCUUUCUCCUGCCCUUUGAAAUCCCAUUGAGAUGUUUCCUAAUAUAAUAAUAAAUGUAUAUAGAUAUUUUUUAUAUAUAUAUAUUAAAAAUUAAGGUACGGCCGAGACCUCUAUUUCCCCCCCCCGUGUACCCCCCCCACCCCGCACACUUCUGCCCACUCCCUGUUUUCCAUCCCCCACCCCCCACACACCCCUACAGUAGACGUUGAGAUUUGGUGCAUUGUCUUGAGCCGGUGGCCAUUUUGUUUCCCUGGCCGAGUAGGUGCCGGGGGUUGAGUUGAGGGAGGUAGGGCGGGAAUUGGAAUGACCCCAGUACCGUGGCCAACCGUACAGCGGCCAUUGUCCUGGUAGGUUAGAAAACAAAAUGGCUGAACUGUGGCGGCCCUAUUGUGGAAUAGCAGCCGUUGUCUGUGUAGACCGGCAAUCAAAAUGGCCGCCAUUCCGUAGCCAACGACAUGGCUGCCAUCGACUGUGUAGACGGGGAAUCAAAAUGGCUGGACAAUAGCUGCGGAAUGUCAGCCAUUUUGACCCCCUGCCCUGGAAAAGAGACGUGGCGGCCAUUGUCUGGGUAGGCCUGGAAUCAAAAUGGCUGCCGUCGGCUGAGGAAAAGUGGCCGUUUUGUUUCUUAGCCUCUGCGGCAAAAAGUCUGGCCAACUUGACUGGGGCACGUGGGCCAGGAAAGACAAAUGGCCGCCAUUUUUGGCCUACGUUUGGCUCUGUGAAGAAACAAAAUGGCCGCUGUAGUCAUAGGCUUGACCUAGCCUCUGAGGAAUGGUCUCCAUUUUGAGUCUUGGUAUUCAUGGUCAAAAUCUUGGCUGUGGAAAGGUGGCCAUCUUGGAUUCCUGGCCUCCGUGGCUAAUGGCUGCCAUGUUGGGCUGUGCAAUGGCGGCCAUCUUGGAUUCCUGGCCUACAGAGCUGAGGCCGCCAUAUUGUGCUGUAACCUUUCUAGCACCUUCUGAGUCGUACCCCGGCUCCCUACCCAUGUGACCCCUUUCCUCAUCUUAGGGUCUGUCUUCCUCUUUUAAUGUACAGUUAUUUUUAAUCUGUCUUUUCGCUUCACACGACAUAUGCACUGAGACAAGACUUGUCCCCCCCCCUUCAGCAUCCUGGGAAAUCCCUUGCGUCCCCUUAACUCUGCCCUUGAAACAGCUGAUGAAACUUUGCCUGUAUUAGAUUCCUGCCUGGUCUCUCGUCUUCUCUGCGGCGGUCUGUAAACCACGAGAGAAACCAUUCCUUUUCAUUUGGAACUGGAAGUAAUUUUUUAAAAAUAAUUAAAUCCCUCUUUUCUCCCAGCCCAUUUUCCUGAUGUUGCAUCCUUGAGAUCGCUGUAUGAAUGAAAUAACUUAACUCCUUUUGCUUUUUAACCUUUUUUUUUUUUAUUAUGCUGGUUUGUUUUUAUUUGCAGAAUUAUUUAAUUGCCUGUAUCGGAUCUACUGUAAAAGAUGAGGAGAAAUAAAAAACAAACCACCCUUAAAAACUA
Molecule: messenger RNA, 3100 nt
Organism: Dermochelys coriacea (leatherback sea turtle)
Lineage: Eukaryota; Metazoa; Chordata; Testudines; Dermochelyidae
Gene: ATP1B2
Product: ATPase Na+/K+ transporting subunit beta 2
Exons: 7
Coding region: 8-1153 (381 amino acids)
Biological process (GO): sodium ion export across plasma membrane; potassium ion import across plasma membrane; intracellular potassium ion homeostasis
Cellular component (GO): sodium:potassium-exchanging ATPase complex
Molecular function (GO): ATPase activator activity
Source: RefSeq, a predicted model, not a curated record